AUGAAUCCCACUGGCCUGGGGGUUUUCAGAAUGGGAAAGAUAGCUGAUUUACACAUAGAAUCUCCAGCUUUAACGAACGUGCGCAGUUCAUUGACCUCAAAUGCUGCUGCAAAUGGUCACUCUGAAGCUGGACGCCCACUGGACACGGAGAAGGUGCCUGAUGCUCAAAACCAUGGACCAGCAUCGGUCAGUGGUCAUGAUGAAUUGGGUUCUCGAUAUACCUAUCUCAGAGGGAUUCCUUUGUAUAAUCUCAUCACAGCUCUGAUUGUGGGAAUGCUUCUCCUUGGCCUGGAUAUGAAUGUGGUCGCAACAGCCGUUCCCACAAUCUCGGACUACUUUGACAGUUUUAAGGAUGUGAAUUGGUAUGGUUCAGCCUUCCUUCUGGCUCGUAAGGUGGCCCUCCGAUGUUCCGUAUGUGCAACGCAACCGCUUGCAGGCAAGAUGUAUACUGUAUUCCCCUUGAAAUACCUGUAUGUCAGUUUUAUGGCCCUCUUUGAGCUCGGAAAACUCAUCUGUGCGCUCUCAACAUCAAGCAGCAUGGUCAUCGCUGGUCGGACUGUUGCAGGGUUCGGGGCUUCGGGCCUUUUCAAUGGAGCAGUCGUUAUUCUGACGGCGUGCUCCCCUCCCAAGACUCGACCUCUUGUAACUGCUUGUGGAAUCUCUAUGAUCGCAAUAGGGGUAUUGUUGGCCCACUGCUCUGUUCUCGUCCAACUUCCCAGAAAGCUCGAUCCCUUGGGCUUUGCGCUCUUCGCCAUUGCCUCUACCAUGUUUCUGACUGCCAUCAACUGGGUUGGAGCAACGGGUGGAGCAACCUACCCCUGGAGCUCGGCAAAAGUGAUUGGUCUUCUCUGUGGAAGUGGUGGUAUACUGGCACUCUUCAUCACAUGGGCUAUCCAUCAGGGUGAUGAGGCCUUAAUUCCACCUCAUAUUCUUCGCGAGCGAAAUCUUUUCUUUGGCCGCUGGAUCUCCGGUCUGCAAGGUGGUGCCACCAUCAUGGUGGGUUACUACCUACCUUUGUGGUUUCAGGCUGUCAAGGGAGCCUCGCCAACCGAUAGCGGCCUCAUGAUGCUGCCGACAAUGAUAAGUCAGAUCCUAGGUUUACCGACGUCGGGCGCACUUGUUCGCAAGGUCCAUUACGUUCCACCUUGGGCAAUCAUUGGCAGUGUGACGACAGCAGUCGGAUCUGGACCCAUGACCGCAUUCACAGCAGAUACGAGCAAGGGAAAGACUAUCGGUUAUCAGGUUAUUACAGGGUUCGGACAGGGUGCAGCAUUAAACAUGCACAAUGCAAGGCCUGACAGCAUUUUCUAUCCCAUCGUCGCAAGCCAAGAAUAUUUAAGCAGCGACGCCAUUGCUAUUGCCAGUUCUGCUAUUGCGCUGUGUCAAUAUCUGACUGGGUCCGUUGCCAUCUCCGUGGCGCAGGCCAUCUUCCAGAAUGGCUUGACCCCAGCUCUGGAAAAGUACGCGCCAAAUGUUGAUGCAGCAUUCAUCCUGGAUGCCGGCGCACAGGAUAGGCCGAUGUUUUGCCUACUGACCAGCUUCCCGGAGUUCGAUGCGCGUAUAAUGAAGCAUUGGUCAAGAUCUUUGUGA
Aspergillus novofumigatus IBT 16806 is the source of this 1590-nucleotide messenger RNA. Its product is annotated as putative MFS transporter. NCBI's taxonomy places the organism in Eukaryota, Fungi, Ascomycota, Eurotiomycetes, Eurotiales, Aspergillaceae. Gene Ontology annotation, biological process: transmembrane transport. The record is from RefSeq and is a predicted model, not a curated record. The coding region runs from base 1 to 1590 and encodes 529 amino acids. Gene Ontology annotation, molecular function: transmembrane transporter activity. The transcript is spliced from 8 exons.